AUGGCGUCAGCAAUCAGUCUCCUGUCUGAAGAGCAGUUCCUGUGCUCCAUCUGUCUGGAUGUCUUCACUGAUCCCGUCACCAUACCAUGUGGACACAAUUUCUGCAAGUCCUGCAUCACUGAGCACUGGGACACCAAUGACCAGCAUCAGUGUCCCCUGUGCAAAGAGCAGUAUGAGAAAAUACCACACCUGCGGGUCAACACCUUCAUAUCUGAGAUGGCUGCUCAGUUCAAGCAGUCAGUUUCAAGAGAAACCAUCACCUCCACCAUCGGGAGUAGCUCAGAGGAACAACAUACCGACCCAGGAGAAGUUCUCUGUGAUUUCUGCACUGACACUAAACUGAGGGCCCUAAAGUCCUGCCUGGAUUGUCUGAUCUCCUACUGUGAGGCUCACCUGGAGCCUCAUCAAAGAAUCCCGGCCCUGAAAAGACACAUGCUGAUCAACCCUGUGAAGAACCUGGAGAGCAGGGUGUGUAAGAAGCACAAUAGACCUCUGGAGCAGUUUUGUAGGACUGAUAAAAUCUGCAUGUGCUUCUUCUGUUCAGAGUUAGAACACAAGCUCCAUCACAUCGUUUCUCUCAAAGAAGAAUAUGAAGAGAGGAAAGCUGAGCUUGGAAAGACAGAGGCUGAAGUUCAGAGGAUGAUCCAGGAGAGGGAACUGAAGAUUGAGCAGAUCAAACAGUCUGUGACACUCAGCAGAGAAGAUGCAGACAGAGAGACAGCAACAAGUGUGGAGGUCUUCACAGCUCUGAUGCAGUCUGUUGAGAGAAGUCUGGCUCAGGUCAUCGACAUGAUCGAUGAGAAGCACAAACAAACAGAGGAACUGGCUGAAGGUCUCAUCAAAGAGCUGGAGGAGGAAAUCUUUGAGCUGAUCAAGAGAAACACGGAGCUGGAGCAGCUCUCAUGCAAUGAGGACCACCUCCACUUCCUCCAAAACAACUUGUCUUUGAAAGCUCCUCCUCCCACCAAAGACUGGACGAAGGUAAAAGUUCACUCUUUAUAUGAUGGGAUCUUGAAGACCAAUCUGGCUGAGCUGAGAGAGACACUCAGCAAAGAUACAAAGACUCCUUGUGCUGAUGGUCAGUUAAAGAAGUAUAGGCAGCACUCAGUGGAUGUGACUCUUGAUCCUGAAACAGCUCAUCCUAAACUCAUCCUGUCUGCUGAUGGGAAGCAAGUUCACCACCAGGAUACGAGUCGAGGUAUGGAAGACAGCCCACAGAGAAUAUCCUCAUUUUUUGGUGUGUUGGGAAAUGAGGGUUUCUCCUCAGGGAAGUUUUACUAUGAGGUUCAAGUUAAGGGGAAGACCGACUGGAUUUUAGGGGUAGCAGAAGAGACUAUCAACAGGACAGGGGUUUCUCACUUUUGCCCUCAGAACGGUUUCUGGACUAUAAGCUUAAAGGAUGGACGAGAGUAUAAGGCUCUUGCUGAGGCUGAACCAAUCCAGCUGAGUCUGAAGUCAAAGCCUGAGAAAGUGGGUGUGUUCGUGGAUUAUAAGAGGGGUCUAGUCUAUUUUUACGAUGCAGAUAAUUCAGCUCUCAUCUUUGCUUUCACUGGCUAUGACUUCACUGAGAAACUUUACCCAAUUUUCAAUCCCAGAAAAAAUAACGAUGGUAAAAACGCCACCCCUCUGAUCAUCUGUCCAGUCGAUAACUCUGAUUAG
Molecule: messenger RNA, 1659 nt
Organism: Xyrichtys novacula (pearly razorfish)
Lineage: Eukaryota; Metazoa; Chordata; Actinopteri; Labriformes; Labridae
Source: the annotation of a GenBank genome assembly